Molecule: messenger RNA, 1829 nt
Organism: Nematostella vectensis (starlet sea anemone)
Lineage: Eukaryota; Metazoa; Cnidaria; Anthozoa; Actiniaria; Edwardsiidae
Product: UPF0764 protein C16orf89 homolog
Exons: 5
Coding region: 437-1684 (415 amino acids)
Source: RefSeq, a predicted model, not a curated record
AAGGCUUGAAAUGCAUAUAUCCCGUUAAGGAUAAUUAGCUUUAAACUAUACCUUGGCUAGUAGGACAGAGAAGGUAAAAGUCCCGGAAUAAAGGGAUCGACUGGAAGGAGCGGAGACAUCAAAUCUACAAAGUGGGUACCUGUGGGUACAGGGCUCCCGCAUCCAUGACAAAAAGGCCGUGCAACAAGGGAAACCAAAAGACCCUGGAGGAAUGUGUAGAGAGGACGUGGACCGUUUCGAGUUUUCGUCUUGAUGUUUGUGCAUCCAAAUCAACCGGAAAUUUUAAUGAUAAUUUGCACUCAUGCUCGGGUAACUGGCUCAUCAACAGGUCGCACUUGUAGCAACUCUGCCAUUGAAUCUGAAAAGGGGUCAGUACGUUUAGAGGAAUAUUUUGAUUUUAAUCAAGAUAAGAUUAGCACCAAUUUUAUUACAGAGGAUGCGUGUGUUAUGGUUGUUUGUUUUUCUCGCGUGUUUUUGUGGUGGAGCUUGCGAAAGCCAGACUUCCAAAAAACACUUCGGAGAAGCACUGAGGAAUGUCAUUGAAGCCUCUCGCAAAUUGCUUCAAUAUCUCAAGCAAAACCAGCGAGAGAUGAUCGUGGAUUCCAUCUUUGGAGUUAGGGUAAUGCAAGGUGCCCUUCACAAGCUUUUGAACAACAUUGAAAGAGGUGGCCUUAAGACUCAUCGCAUAAGAUCCCUAGAACUUGAAAUAAAACACUUGUUCAUCCACGCUGGAGCUAUUGCUAACAAAUCAUUAGCAUUUGCAUACGAAGCUAACCAAGAAUACUUUGAAACCGUUGGCUUUACCGCUCAGACUGAAUGGAAUGUGAUUAGAGAUUUCAGACCUCUGGAUAGGACCUUAAAAAUUCCACAAAUUAAGACAGAAAAGGAUCUUGGCUUGGGGUCUGAACCUGAACUUGAAUUGGAUGAGUGUUUCAUGGCCCUUAUUGGUCGUGAAAACAAGAAAAUUAGGCCAUGCACAGUUUCAACUAAGUGUUGGAAAUUAAUUUUUGUGGCUGGCUCAAAGGACUACUUUCUUACACAUCAAUUGCUAUAUUUUAUGCUGGCAGUCAAAAGAGGCUGCACACAAGUUAUUAAUAAUUUGUUAAAGAAAUCGAAAUUCUAUGGUGGCAUUAAUCAGUUCUUUGCAAGUCGUUGUGCCUUUAUGUAUCCCCAAAUGAAGUCACAAGAAGCAAAAGUCUUUGUAAGUGUCAAUCAAAGCCUUGGUGACAUGGACCUGUACCUGGAGCAGUGUGUAGUUGGAAGCAUGCUGGGAUAUGAGGAGUUCCUCAGCCUGCGGCAGCUACAGCAAAUCCUAGCCUGGCAGCACCCUAAGGGUUGUUUUGGUUUUCAUGGCGACAUCAUUAGGAAGCCAGAGGAUGAGUAUGAAGAUGAGGAUACCUGGGAAACAAAAACAACUAUGCGAAAGCUGAAAGUGGCGAAAACAUUAAAAGAUGGCUGUGAAUUGCAUAUAUCUGGUGUUGCUGUGGGACUCCUAGGGAUGUACAUCCUUUGGCUGUAUGAUAUUAUGGGCACAGGAACUCAAUCAGAGCAUGAUAUGAAAGCUGACAAAUUUGAUACAUGGAUUAAAUAUUCCACAGUAAUAGUUAUACUUGCACUAGUAGUGUACAUAAUGUCUAAAAGAAGAUUAAGAUACAGGGUAAUUUCUCUUCUGAGAAUCAUGUGAUGAAUUGUAACUAGGAAUUUACCUUUUAUAGGAAUUAGAAUAAUUGUUUUUGAAAUGUUACUUAUUUACUAUUUAUAGAAAUUUGUGUGUGAGUUGAAACUAAUUUAUUAUUUUAGGAAUUAAAAUAAUUGCAUUUUUUAACCCA